Molecule: messenger RNA, 1800 nt
Organism: Pipistrellus nathusii (Nathusius's pipistrelle)
Lineage: Eukaryota; Metazoa; Chordata; Mammalia; Chiroptera; Vespertilionidae
Source: the annotation of a GenBank genome assembly
AUGGACGCGCACGAUCUCUUCCGCCGGCUCGGUGCUGGGGCCAAGUUCGACGUGAGGCGCUUCUCGGCGGACGCAGCCCGAUUCCAGGUAGGAAAAAGGAAAUAUGACUUUGAUUCUUCGGAGGUGCUGCAGGGAUUGGACUUUUUUGGAAACAAGAAGUCUGUCCCAGGUGAACGUGGAGAAUCAAGAACUAACCAGGAGCUCCAAAACGAAGCGAAAAAAGAAGAGAGCCUAACUGAAAGGAAGAGGGAGCCGAACAAGAAAAAGAGGAAGAGAAUGGCUUCAGAAAUUACUUCAGAAGAAGAAGGUCCUACCAUACAGUGGAUAUCAUCUGUGGAAGCAAAAAUUGAAGAUAAAAAGGUUAAAAAAGAAAAUAAACUAACUUCAGGAAAGUUGGAGCAUAUCAGAAAAGAAAAGAUAAAUUUCUUGCGGAAUAAACACAAAAUUCACAUCCAAGGAACAGAUCUUCCUGACCCAAUUGCUACAUUUCAGCAACUUGAACUAGAAUAUAAAAUCAAUUCUCGACUGCUUCAGAACAUUCUUGAUUCAGGUUUCCAGACACCUACACCAAUCCAAAUGCAAGCCAUUCCAGUUAUGCUGCAUGGUCGAGAACUUCUGGCUUCUGCUCCUACUGGUUCUGGAAAGACUUUGGCUUUUAGCAUUCCCAUUUUAAUGCAACUGAAACAACCCACAAAUAAAGGCUUCAGAGCCCUGAUUAUAUCACCAACACGAGAACUUGCCAGCCAGACUCACCGAGAGUUGGUAAAAAUAUCUGAGGGAAUGGGAUUCAGAAUACACAUGAUCCACAAAGCAGCAAUUGCAGCCAAGAAAUUUGGAUCAAAAUCAUCUAAGAAGUUUGAUAUUCUUGUAACUACUCCAAAUCGACUAAUCUAUUUAUUAAAACGAGAUCCUCCAGGAAUAGACUUAACAAGUGUUGAAUGGUUGGUAGUAGACGAAUCAGAUAAACUAUUUGAAGAUGGCAAAACUGGGUUCAGAGACCAGCUGGCUUCUAUUUUCCUGGCUUGCACAUCCCACAAGGUCAGAAGAGCUAUGUUCAGUGCAACUUUUGCAUAUGAUGUUGAGCAGUGGUGCAAACUCAACCUGGACAAUGUCAUUACUGUGUCCAUUGGAGCAAGGAAUUCUGCAGUAGAGACAGUAGAGCAAGAACUUCUCUUUGUUGGAUCUGAAACGGGAAAACUUCUAGCCAUGAGAGAACUUAUUAAAAAGGGUUUCAAUCCACCAGUUCUUGUUUUUGUUCAGUCCAUUGAAAGGGCUAAAGAACUUUUUCAUGAGCUCAUAUAUGAAGGUAUUAAUGUGGAUGUUAUUCAUGCAGACAGAACACAGGAACAGAGAGAUAACACAGUCCAAAGCUUCCGAGCAGGAAAAAUCUGGGUCCUUAUUUGUACAGCUUUGCUAGCCAGAGGGAUUGAUUUUAAAGGUGUGAACUUGGUGAUCAACUAUGACUUUCCAACAAGCUCAGUGGAAUAUAUCCAUAGGAUAGGUCGAACUGGAAGAGCAGGGCAUAAAGGAAAAGCUGUUACAUUUUUCACUGAAGAUGAUAAACCAUUAUUAAGAAGCGUUGCCAAUGUUAUACAGCAGGCCGGAUGUCCUGUUCCAGAUUACAUAAAAGGUUUCCAAAAACUACUAAGCAAACAAAAGAAAAAGUUGAUUAAGAAGCCAUUACAAAGGGAGAGCAUUAGUACAACUCCAAAAUACUUCUUGGAAAAGACUAAGGAUAAACGGAAAAAGGUCACCGAUCAGAACAGCAAGAAGAAAGUAUCUCUUGAAGACAAAAGCUAA